AUGGUUGUUUUGGCAGCAUCCAUCUGCACGCGCGGCGGCAAGGCCGUCCUGUCUCGCCAGUUCCGUGAGAUGCAGCGAUCGAGAAUCGAAGGCCUUCUCGCUUCUCUACCCAAGCUCACCGACAGCGGUACCCAGCACACUACCGUCGAGCAAGACAAUGUCCGCUUUGUCUAUCAGCCCCUGGACGAGCUAUACAUGGUCCUCAUCACCAACCGUCAGUCCAACAUUCUCCAGGACAUCGACUCGCUACACCUCUUCGCCCAAGUCGUUACCAGCAUCUGCAGAAGUCUGGACGAGCGCGAGAUUCUGCGCAAUGCCUUUGAGCUUCUGAGCGCCUUUGAUGAGUUGGUUACUCUGGGCUACCGCGAGAACCUCACCCUGAGCCAGAUCAAGACCUUCCUGGACAUGGAAUCGCACGAGGAGCGCAUCCAGGACAUCAUCUCAAGAAACAAGGAGCUCGAAGCCACCGAGGAGCGCAAGAGAAAGGCCAAGCAACUCGAGAUGCAGCGCAAAGAAGCCACUCGUUCCGGCCGCUCCAACAUGCCCAGCGCUCCCUCAUACCCCACCUACACGCCUCCGCCUACUCAACCCGCAGUCACCGAUACCUACGACUCUUACAACGCCGAGAAGAACAAGUCCUUCCAAAAGUCUCUCCCUGCCCGGGCUAAGGGUAUGCAGCUCGGAAAGAAGACAAAGACGACAUCCAUGUUCGAGCAAGUCCGUGGCGAUCUUGGUCCAGAAGCAGAGGCUCCGCUCGUGCCGUCAGCUCCUGCUGUUAGCGCUCCCGUUCAAGCUGCGGCUCCCGCUGCCUCCUCCUCAGAUCGCGAGGGUCUUCACAUUACCGUCGCCGAAACCAUCUCAGCCAAGCUCAGUCGCGAAGGAUCUCUGGAGUCAUUCGAAGUCAAGGGCGAUCUCCAACUUCGCAUCACCGAUCCUUCCCUUACACAAGUUCAACUCGCCCUCGCAUUGGGUGACACUCGUGGCGCACAGCUCAACUCCCAUCCCAAGGUUGACAAGGCCGUCUUCAAGAACGACAAGAUCAUCCAGCUUUCAGACACGUCAAAAGGAUUCCCGGCAAACAACGCAAUUGGUGUCAUGCGCUGGAGACUGGCUGCAAAGGCUGAAGAUAUCAGCGACCCUCCCAUCACCUUUACUGCCUGGGUGAACGAGACUGGCUCUGGCACAUACAACAUCACCCUCGAAUACGAACUGACUGGGGGAGAUGCUCUCAACGAUGUUACCGUUUCGAUACCAUACCAAACGAGCGAGCCGUCUGUUUCCAGCUUUGAUGCUGUGUAUGAGGUUUCUGGCGACAGCAUCGACUGGACUAUCGGUGACGUGGAUGACACCAAUGCCAACGGCAGCUUCGAGUUCGAGGCUCAGGCGGAGAGCGAGGCCGAGUUCUUCCCCAUGAGCGUCAGUUUCGCAAAGACCAGGCCAUAUGUUGAGGUCGAUGUUUCAUCGGUGACUCUUUUGAAUAUGGGCCAGGACAUUUCUUUCUCAAAGGAUAUCAAAUCUGUGGCAGAUGGAUACAUGGUCGUGUAA
Molecule: messenger RNA, 1545 nt
Organism: Aureobasidium namibiae CBS 147.97
Lineage: Eukaryota; Fungi; Ascomycota; Dothideomycetes; Dothideales; Saccotheciaceae
Exons: 4
Coding region: 1-1545 (514 amino acids)
Biological process (GO): endoplasmic reticulum to Golgi vesicle-mediated transport; retrograde vesicle-mediated transport, Golgi to endoplasmic reticulum; Golgi localization
Cellular component (GO): COPI vesicle coat; cytosol
Source: RefSeq, a predicted model, not a curated record